Penicillium diatomitis is the source of this 3399-nucleotide messenger RNA. RefSeq names its product bifunctional endoribonuclease/protein kinase IRE1 (gene ireA). Gene Ontology annotation, cellular component: IRE1-TRAF2-ASK1 complex. The transcript is spliced from 3 exons. Bases 1 to 3399 code for a protein of 1132 amino acids. Gene Ontology annotation, biological process: intrinsic apoptotic signaling pathway in response to endoplasmic reticulum stress; protein phosphorylation; IRE1-mediated unfolded protein response. Gene Ontology annotation, molecular function: protein serine/threonine kinase activity; ATP binding; RNA endonuclease activity. Lineage: Eukaryota; Fungi; Ascomycota; Eurotiomycetes; Eurotiales; Aspergillaceae. The record is from RefSeq and is a predicted model, not a curated record.
AUGAGGUGGCGGCUGCCGGGCGCCUGUUUGACCCUCCCCGCCAGCGUCGCUCUGAUAGUCCUGCCGAUCUUGGUUGCUCCGCAGCAGCAGUCAGAUUCCUAUGAUUUCUCCAUCCCCCGAGCUUCGGUGCCCUCGGCGCCGGUCGAAGGAGAUGCAAAUCACCCCAGCGCGGUCACUGUAGCCGCUCCUCCCAUCGUGAAAUCCAACGAUGCGAGCGCCCUAGCAACCCUGGCUCUGGCGGGCUCCGGCCGCGCCGUUCGAGCCCCUCCCGUCCGGGCUAGCAGUACCGCUGCUGGUCUGGCUUCGCAGCUCCACGCGCGGUCCCUUCAGGACUGGGAGGUCGAGGAUUUUGUGCUGCUGGCGACCGUCGACGGAACUAUUCACGCCCGAGACCGUAAGACGGGCGCCUCUCGCUGGGCUCUUGAGGUGCCCAGCAGUCCUUUGGUCGAAAGCAUCUACCACCGCGCAAACCGCUCGAGCUUUGAUGACACUCAGCCCGAGGAUGACUUUUUGUGGAUAGUGGAGCCCAGUCAAGACGGCAGCUUAUAUGUCUACAGCCCAGGCCCUGAUGCGGGCUUGCAGAAACUCGGCCUCACUGUGAAACAGUUGGUCGACCAGACGCCGUAUUCUGGAUUUCAACCCGCCGUGACGUACACCGCACGAAAGGAGACCACCUUGUACACCAUCGACGCUCGGACGGGUAGUAUCAUCCGUGUGUUCAGCUCACGUGGCCCCUUCACGACUGGCCAGGAAUGUCGAAAGGUGGACGGCCUCGAUGCCGACAGCGACGAAUGCGAGACCACAUCUGGUACUUUGGUGCUAGGUCGGGUGGAAUAUGCCGUGGCAAUUCAAAAUACUGAGACAGGAGAUCAGAUUUGCACGUUGAAGUAUUUCGAGUGGGCCCCAAAUAACAGAGACAUGGAUCUCCAAAGCCAGUAUUACCGCACAAUGGACCAAAGCCACAUUUACAGCAUGCACGACGGCGUCGUGUUGGGCUUCGACCAUUCUCGUAUGGAUCGACCUCGCUACACCCAACGUUUCCCGUCUCCAGUCGCUCGUGUCUUCGACGUUGUACGACCGACGAACAAGCAUGCGCCAGAUGUAUCUGUUCCUCUGGUCUUGCUGUCUCAGCCUUUGCAACCGCCUGAUCCAGACUAUGGUACCCUGGAUGGUCGAGACACGCGGGUAUUUAUCGACUCCACGAAUGCAGGAGGGUGGUACGCCUUGUCUGAGGAAACAUACCCUCUCGUGACUGGACGAGCUCCAAUGGCUCAGUGCUAUGAUAAAGACUUCUUCCGCAAGGGUCAGCCACUCAUGAGCCUGACGCCAAGUCAGCAACGCGAUGCACUUUCUGGUGUUCACUCUCUGACCGGGCCCCGUGUCACUGCGUCGAUUCCUCGGCUGGGCAGCUCUUCGACAACUGCGAUCCCGAACGACGUGCCUAGGGAAGUCCCAAGGACGCCAUCGGAGCUGGCUCUACCUCCCGCUCUUCGAAACAGUGCCAUCAUCCGCAAAAGUUGGGACAACGCGCUCGAUAUUGUAGUCACCCUGGUAUUGCUGUUCAUCGGCACCUUCAUCUAUUUCAACUCGCAUCACAUUCGCGACCUCGCCAAGCAGAAAUUGGACAUUAAGAACAUGAUCAGCUCCAACGACAAAUCGUCUCUAUCGGCACCUCCCACACCUCUUGUGAGUCGAGCACCGGAUCUCAAACAACCGUCUACCCCGAACCCUCGAGUGCCCGAUGUCACUGUCGAUGUUGAGCUGCCCAGAAGCGAAACAGAUGGGGAUUCGACUCCGCGAGCGUCUCAUCAGGAACCCUCACGGGGCCCUGAUGACCUUGAGGCGGACGAUGGUACCCAGGAUCCUGACAAGCCUAAGAAGAAACCUCGCAAGCGUGGCACACGUGGUGGUAAAUCCCAUCGUAAGGGCAAAAAGCCAGGCAACGACGGCGAGGCUGCUCUAGCUGACCGAGUCGUCGAGCAAGUCAACAAUAUGGCUCCACAAUCCCGUCUAGAGCCGGACGUGCAAAUGGCUCGGACCGUGUCAAACGAGAUCGUUGAGAUGGACGGAGUAAUUCGAAUCGGUCGAUUGGAGGUCUUCACGGAUGUUGUCCUUGGACAUGGUAGCCAUGGUACCGUGGUCUACCGAGGCCGCUUCGACGGCCGUAACGUAGCUGUGAAGCGGAUGCUUGUGGAAUUUUAUGACAUCGCAUCGCACGAGGUUGGCCUACUACAAGAGAGCGACGAUCAUCACAAUGUCAUCCGCUAUUUCUGCCGUGAGCAGGCCGCCGGGUUCUUGUACAUUGGUCUAGAGCUCUGUCCAGGAUCGCUACAAGACGUCAUUGAACGACCCUCCCAGCUCCCCGAGCUAGUUCAAGGUGGCCUCGACCUGCCAGAUGUUCUGAAACAAAUCACUCAAGGAGUCCGUUACUUGCACUCCCUCAAGAUCGUUCAUCGCGAUUUGAAACCCCAGAACAUCUUGGUGGCCAUGUCUCGUGGUCGAUCCGCUUCACGAUCUCUGCGGUUACUUAUCUCCGAUUUCGGUCUCUGCAAGAAGCUUGAGGACAAUCAGAGUUCUUUUCGGGCUACUACUGCACACGCCGCUGGCACGUCCGGAUGGCGGGCGCCCGAGUUGUUGGUGGACGAUGACAAUAUGCCCAUGAGCUCCGAGUCACAGCAUACCGAGUCAUCAGAACCGGCCGUUGUCGACCCGCAGACGAAUCGCCGAGCCACUCGUGCUAUUGACAUCUUCUCGUUGGGCUGCGUCUUUUAUUAUGUCCUCACCCGUGGCAGCCACCCCUUCGACAAGAACGGAAAGUUCAUGCGAGAGGCGAACAUUGUCAAAGGUCAAUUUGAUCUGGAGGAGCUGAAUCGGCUCGGCGAUUACGCCUUCGAGGCGGACGAUUUGAUUAGGUCAAUGUUGUCCCUUGAUCCUCGCCAGCGUCCCGAUGCCAGCCAUGUGCUCAUGCAUCCCUUCUUCUGGCCUCCUUCCGAUCGCCUGAGUUUCCUUUGUGACGUAUCUGACCAUUUCGAGUUUGAGCCCCGUGAUCCUCCCUCUGAUGAUCUGCUUUGCUUGGAAUCCGUUGCUGAGCAGGUCAUGGGUCCCGAAAUGGACUUCUUGCGGUUGCUUCCUCGCGACUUCAAGGAGAAUUUGGGUAAACAGCGCAAAUACACUGGAGGGAGGAUGUUGGAUCUUCUGCGUGCGUUGCGCAACAAGCGCAACCACUACAAUGAUAUGCCUGAAAGCCUCAAGGCCCACAUUGGUGGCCUGCCGGAGGGCUACCUCAACUUCUGGACGGUGCGCUUUCCAAGCCUACUCAUGAGUUGUCAUUGGGUCAUUACGGAGCUGGGACUUGAGAAGAUCGAUCGUUUCCAGCGAUACUUUACACCUCCUGAGUGA